AAAAGCGAAAAUUAUGCAUUCUUGCGGAGAGAGAGAGAGAGUAUUCUCUCUUUCUUUUACUGAGAAACAGAAUUCUCUCUUGUCGAGGGAGCAAUGGCCACCGCCGAAGAAGCGGAAGUGGUGGCAGAAGUUGAAGCCAUGCAAGCAGUAUACGGAGACGAUUGCGUGGUUAUGGAUUCUUACCCUCCGCACCUCCACGUUCACAUCAAGCCUCGCACCGCCGAUGUCACUUCCCAACAGUUUGUGGAGGCACUUCUUGGCAAUACGAGGAGUUCCCAGUAUCCAAUGGAGCCACCUCAUAUUGAUCUAAUUGAUUCCAAGGGUCUUGAUGAACAAAGGCAAAAGGAUUUGGUGACUUGUAUACGAGACAAAGCAUGUGAACUCUCCUCUUAUUUGAUGCUUGUAGCACUUUGUGAGGAAGCAGUGGAGAAGCUCACUAUUAUGAAUCACCCUGAUGGAGAUUGUCCAUUGUGUUUGUAUCCUUUGGUUCCAGAAGAUGGGCAGAAUGGAAAUUUGCCAUUCAUGAAGUUAAUGUCUUGUUUUCAUUGUUUCCACAGUGAAUGCAUUAUUAGGUGGUGGAAUUGGCUCCACACUGAAAAAGAAACCAAUGCUAGUGAUUCAGCGAGUGCAAUUGUCUGUCCUAUACAUUACAUGGAUAAUCGAAGAGACCCGCAUGGAGCAAUGGGAGAGAAUAUGGGAAUCUGCCCAGUUUGCCGCAAGGUUUUUCAUUCCAAGGAUAUUGACCAUGUGCUUUGUUUGGUUGGCUCUCAUUCUUCUCAAUUGAAUGCUGAUGAUACCGAAGUAGAUCACAGUGAGAGGCUGCUCAAGUCUGAUUCCGAGAACAUUAGAAGACAAAAAUUUGAGACCAUACAAAGACUACAGCAAAACAAUGGUGGCUUAAUUGAACCCAAAAGAGAUCUAGUUGUCUUGCCUGGUAUGUUUCUUCCCCAACCGGCUGCAUCUGCUGCCACUAUGUCAGCCAAAGAAUCCAGUGAGCAACAACAAACAGACCCCCCAGUCAACUUGGAAACUCAUUCCGGUGAAUCCUCAACGCGUGCAACCACCAGUGCGCAAAGACGCACUGGCAUGAGGAAGCACAGAGGAGGGAAUUCAAGAAAACAAGUCAAACAGACCGCCGCUUUGCCUACCAUGUCGACCAAAGAUACUGCCGAGCAACAAAGAAGUGAUCCCACAGGCACCUCGGAAACACGUUCUAUGGUUUCCGCAGAUAGACCUAGCACCAGCGAGCACAGGAUCUCUGACUUGAGGAAGCACAGGCAUCGGAACACAAGAAAACCAGUCAAGCAGUGGAUCAGAAAAGAUGAUGCUACGGCAGAGUGAUCAAUUAUAUGGUUAUUGUAUUUGUUCUCCUUUUGUUUUUAUUCAUUUUCAUCACUAAUUUUCACGUUUCAAGGAAAAGAUGCACAGCCCGAACCUCUAGAGGUACAAGGGAAAAUGGGCAGCUAGAAAGAAAGAAAUAAGAAUUAUGUUUUUUCUAUGUAUCUUAUUAUCCAUUGUAACGAAGUAUCCCGAAAUUUUGGGUGCAAGACUUCAUCAAAGCAGCGGGAGGAAAGGUACCUUCUAUUAGAGACCUUGGUCUCUGUCAAUAAAAAAGGGAAAAAAAAAAAACUUAUAAUC
This is a messenger RNA of Juglans microcarpa x Juglans regia, 1638 nucleotides long. RefSeq lists its product as uncharacterized. Lineage: Eukaryota; Viridiplantae; Streptophyta; Magnoliopsida; Fagales; Juglandaceae. Gene Ontology annotation, molecular function: protein binding; ubiquitin protein ligase activity. Gene Ontology annotation, cellular component: nucleus. The record is from RefSeq and is a predicted model, not a curated record. The coding region runs from base 94 to 1341 and encodes 415 amino acids. The transcript is spliced from 7 exons. Gene Ontology annotation, biological process: protein ubiquitination.